CUCCACAUCCUCAGCGCCUAUCCAUCGAUACCCUGAUCCCAACGGAACAGGCCGGAAUUGUCACUAUGGAGGACGUCGAGUUCACCCGGUCGCAUUCCAAGUCGCCGCUUCCACAGGCUGGCGACGACCCAGCCGAUCCUCUGCGCCCCGAGAUUGACGAGGAGAAUGCUACUCCAAACCCACCCAUCGGUGAUCCAGACCAAGAUAUGGAGGUGACAGAGGACCGGCCUGGCGAGAUGCCUGACCAGGACGACAUCGAGGCCGGCUUGUCAGACAAUGAGUCGGUCCUUUCCGAGGCGCUGGAUGACGAUCAAAUGGACGAGCAGUUUGGUGACUUCGAUAUCAACAACGUCGCUAUCGAUGAGCGUCCGGCGCAGGCUAUUGACGAAGACAACGUCAAGCAGAUUGGUGUACACAAGCGGAAGCGCACCGCGGGAGAGGGCGAAGAGCCAAAGAAGAAGAAAAAGAGAGCCGAGAAGCCACGCCGGAAGAAGAACAAGGACGGCGACGAUGAUGGCGAUAUUCCUGAAGGCGACAGGCGUAGCAAGCGGUCCAAGAAGGCAGGCAGAGUCCGCGGCGCAAGCCCAGAUGGCGAUCCAGACGAGCAUCUCACUCCAGAAGAGCGACGAAAGAAGCAGCUCAAUGCCCAGAUAGACAGCAUUGUCAGCACCAGCUCAAAUCGCCGCCGCAAGAAGGAUGGCAUUGACCUCGAACAAAUGGCCGACCAGGAGAUUGAGGAGAUGCGCCGCCGUAUGGCAGCAGCUGCCGAAGCCGACAACGAAGGCCGAAAGCGCAACGAGCCCGCGCGACACAAGCUCAAACUUCUGCCUGAAGUGACAGCCCUGCUGAACAAGAACACAUUGAGGGAUACUAUCGUGGACCCUGAGGUGAACCUGCUCGAGUCGGUGCGCUUCUUCCUGGAGCCCCUCAGCGAUGGUAGUCUUCCUGCGUACGACAUCCAGAAGGAUCUCAUGGCUUCGUUGGCGAAGUUGCCUGUCAACAAGGACACACUUGUUGCAUCUGGCAUUGGCAAAGUCAUCAUGUUCUACAUCAAGAGCAAGAAGCCCGAGUUGACCAUCAAGCGACAAGCCGAGCGCCUCUUUACAGACUGGACGCGUCCUAUCCUUAGGCGGACAGACGACUACCGUAAGAAGGAGUUUGCCCAGGCCGAUUACGAUCCAAGUCAAAUGAAAACUGGCGACAGGUCCGCUGCCAGCAGCCAAGCUGCGGCCAUUGCAGCCAACCGCAAGAAGCAGCUCGAAGCUCCCAAGGCCUUCCAGCGCGCCCGCAUGGAGUCUGGUCCCACUACGUAUACCAUCGCGCCCAAGAGCAACGUUGUGUUCAACGAGAACGCACGGAGCCGUUCGAGCAAUGUGGAUAUCAUGAAGCAGAUCAGGGGAGGUCGCAGUGGUGGCAGGCGUUGAGCUGGAUCUCACAGCGCACUUUGUUUUGGGGUGCGUUUUCUUUCUAGUAUUACUUCCGAUGAUGCUUGCUCUCGACAUCGCUUUGGUAAUAUUACAAACUCUUGAGGGUUCAGCAUGUUAAAAUUGCAUAGCGGGCGUUACUUGCAACUUAGAGUCGGUGUGUGGAUUCCGCCAGCUUCUUGUACACUAUACCAAUGCAGUUC
This is a messenger RNA of Alternaria alternata, 1627 nucleotides long. RefSeq lists its product as hypothetical. Bases 66 to 1424 code for a protein of 452 amino acids. NCBI's taxonomy places the organism in Eukaryota, Fungi, Ascomycota, Dothideomycetes, Pleosporales, Pleosporaceae. Gene Ontology annotation, cellular component: nucleus. The record is from RefSeq and is a predicted model, not a curated record. Gene Ontology annotation, biological process: poly(A)+ mRNA export from nucleus. The transcript is spliced from 3 exons.